AUGAAAGGUUUCAAUACACCACGAAAAAGUCAGGGGAGAGACUUGUUUUAUCAAACUCCGACUAAUUGUUCGGAUGAAGAGAUUCAACGAAACAUCGAGUUCUUGAAGAAACUGCAAGAGGCAGAUGAUAAGACACUCUACCGUCGAUACGAAGGCUAUAUAACCUACAUCCAACUCAAACGCGGACUGGUUCUCCUUCUCCGUGGACACAGAGGUUUGAUCAUAGAGUUUCGUCAGCUUUUGUCGUAUUUUGCUUCUCCUGUAAGAAACAACUCCGAGAAAGAGAACCCAAAAUCUGAAUUGAAACGCACGGUUGCAUUCUUGCACAAGAUCGAAGCGUUGGGAGAGAGUGUUUACAAGGCUUUUAUGGAUGCGUUAGGGUUUAGUGGUGAUAAAGAGAUUCUGAUUGAACAACUCAGCGAAAUGUUACGCGGUCACGAGUCUCUAAAAGAGGAGUUUGAAACGUUCUUGAUCGAUAACCGUUUACUCAAACGCAAACGCGAUUGCGUGAAUGUCACGCCAUCGUAUUGUAUUAGACCUGAAGUUGAAAAGGGAUCUUCCUCUGGUCCGGUUUUAAACGGAAAAUACUACUCUGGAGGUUCAUAUCAUCCGGAGGACUCAGUGGAGAAGAACAGUGAGGCUUGUCGCUUCGAAAAAUGA
This is a messenger RNA of Brassica oleracea var. oleracea, 660 nucleotides long. RefSeq lists its product as uncharacterized. The transcript is spliced from 2 exons. Bases 1 to 660 code for a protein of 219 amino acids. NCBI's taxonomy places the organism in Eukaryota, Viridiplantae, Streptophyta, Magnoliopsida, Brassicales, Brassicaceae. The record is from RefSeq and is a predicted model, not a curated record. Gene Ontology annotation, biological process: regulation of DNA-templated transcription.